Oldenlandia corymbosa var. corymbosa is the source of this 471-nucleotide messenger RNA. Lineage: Eukaryota; Viridiplantae; Streptophyta; Magnoliopsida; Gentianales; Rubiaceae. The record is from the annotation of a GenBank genome assembly.
AUGGUAGAGCUGGAUUAUCGGCCUUCAACUUCAUUAGUGUUAACCAAUGGAAAUUUGAAGGGGGAUGAGAGUCCAGAAAAGUUGCUGGAGUCCUUGAAUUUGGAUGGGGAUUACCAUUCUAAGGAUCCAAGAGUAUACAAGGAAUUAUGGCAUUUUGCUAAGAGGAGUAACAGUAAACUGAGGGCUUUGCAAUUUGAGAUUCAGGCGAAAGAAAAAGAGCUGGAGAUACAGAAAUUAUCGCGACCCCAAAAGAAAGAAGAAGCGGUUAAGGAGGAAGUGACAUCUGAGGUAUUUAAGCCUCUUACUGAGGAGGAAGAGGGUGAGGUUGCCUAUGCGCUUUCUAAUUCCAAUCGGUAUGGUUUAUUCCCAGGAGAAGAAAAACCACAUACAAAAAAGGCAACAUUCAUGCUUCUCUCAAUACCACAAAAAUUCAUGCUAUUCUUAACAAUACAAAAACUUCAUAUCAUCUGA